AACCUAGACCUUGCCUACUAUUGAAUACGUAGACUUAACUUGUGUCAACGACAGCGUAGUCUCAGAAGAGAAACCGAGAAACGAGGUAAUCUAACGUCGAACUGAGAGCGCUUUGAGUGUCGAUUGCUUGCUUUCUCUAUAUUCUGGCCUUAGAGUGUCAUUUUCAAGGCGUUCAACAAUGGUUGCGAAGCAAAGGAUUCGUAUGGCUAAUGAAAAGCACAGCAAAAACAUCACACAGAGAGGCAACGUAGCAAAAUCGACGAAGAGCAACUCUGAUGACAAAGUUUCUGUGGGACCAUGGCUUCUGGCUCUCUUUAUCUUUGUUGUUUGUGGAUCAGCAAUUUUCCAAAUCAUUCAGAGCAUACGCAUGGGCAUGUGAAGUGAGAGGACCAACAAUGAUUCAACAUUCCAAAAUGUCAUCCAUUCCAGCAUGCCCAGGAGGGCUCAAUGACUAUGAAGUGAUUUAGCUAAGAUCCUUGUACCCAUGGAGAUCAAUCUCCUGUUUGUGCCUUAAGACAUACACAGAAUAACUUCCAAAGAGCCAUACAGUUGCAUUCCAAUUCCAGUUAAGACUGUCUGAUUUGAUUUAAUGGCACUGGGUUGCAGUAGGAGCUGUUAAGACUAUAUUUUGGGAUUCAGGGUGUAAUGCUCAAAUUCUGUAACCGUAUAAUGUAAUUACCUACACUUGCUUUUUCCUCUCAUGAAACAUAUGAUAUGACCAGAUUUGCACAGGUCUAAAUGAGCUUUAGCCUAGAAGAUGACUAGAGUAUACUAUAAGCACACAGAAUGUUCUAAUUUAUGUAGCUUAUGUAGGUUUAGCUUGGUUAACUUUCUUGUAACAUUGACAAAUGAAAGCCACUUGUUUUAACUGCUUUGUACAGAUGCUUCUGGGCAGAGAUAGCCUAUGAAUAGGCCUGUUUCUUGAGGGAGUGAAAAUGAAUAAUAAAUCAAAGUGGCUAAUGAAGGAAAAUAAAUAAAGAUGCCAUUUUAAAA
Messenger RNA from Sardina pilchardus (European sardine), 993 nucleotides. RefSeq names its product stress-associated endoplasmic reticulum protein 1. Gene Ontology annotation, cellular component: endoplasmic reticulum. Gene Ontology annotation, biological process: endoplasmic reticulum unfolded protein response. Bases 179 to 379 code for a protein of 66 amino acids. The record is from RefSeq and is a predicted model, not a curated record. NCBI's taxonomy places the organism in Eukaryota, Metazoa, Chordata, Actinopteri, Clupeiformes, Clupeidae. The transcript has 3 exons.